AUGAGCAAACAUCUCUAAAAAUUCUCUUCAUUCUAAAAUUUUUAGAAGGAACAAUAAUCCUCAAAUAGGUAAUAUAGAUUAGUAUAAAAGAUGUAAUAAGAUUGCUCUAUGUGUAUCGCAACUCAGUUUAUGAUUUGACAGAAUUUGCUGAUAGACAUCCUGGAGGUAGAGCAGCCCUGAAUAUUUACAAAGGGAGAGAUCUUGAGAAUGUAUAAAUUCAAUUAUAAAUUAUUAGAUAUUCUUCAAUCCUUCUAUACAUAAGCAUAGUACAAAUGCCCUACAAGUUCUAGAGUAAUAUAAGAGUGGUAUAAUAGAAAUUAAAUAACAGUCAUCCAUCUUCAAUUCUAAAUCAACUAAUUUCACCAUAUCUUAAAUAUCUAAAAAACCAUAAAUAUCUAAUGACACAAAAACACAACCAAUAAAAAAAACACCUAUAAAGUCUUAAUCUGUAAAACCUAAACUAUCUUAAAAUGAGGAUAGACUUAAUUAAUCAAUGAAUAAUUUGAAUUAAUCAAUGACAAGCAGUGUUAAAUCUCAUUUUUUACAUAUUCCAAGUUAAAUGGAAAUUAUGCAAUUAUAGAAAUAAAAACAAAAAUAAUUGAUUUAAACUUGGAAAUAAACAGAAAUAGAUGAACUAAAAAGAUAAUAAGCUGAAGUAUUAAGAUAAUAAUAAGAAAAAAAUUAACCAAAUGAUGAUAGAAAAGUUUAAAGUGAAAUUAUAUCUACUUAAAAAAAACCAAAUAAUUCUUAUUAUUAAGCUUGGUUAGAUAAAAAAAAAAAUUAAUCAAAUGAAACCAGUACCAAUAAUAUCUUACCAUCAUAUUUAACUUAAAAUAAUAGAGCAGAUGAUUAAAAUAGCAUCAAAAAUGAUACUUAAAAUUAUUAAUAAAUAUUAUCUUAAUCUGUAAUAGUUUAAAAAUAAUAAAAAAAAGUGAAUCCUUAUUAUGAAGAAUGGAAACGAAAAUAAGCAUAGAAAGAACAUCAAAAUAAUUAAGAAUAAUUAUAAUAAUCGAUAAUUUUGGAGGAAAAUGAAUCAUAACUUUCAGGUUAACCAUCCUCAGUUAAUAAUAGUUUUUAAAGAUCAUUUUCACUUAUUAGUCAAAAAACAAUAGUAUAAGAAAAUCCCUAAUUAUAUGUACCUGUUUUUUCUCCAAAAUUUAUCUCACCUUUAAAAGCAAAGUUUUACCACCCUAUAUCAAAACUAAAUGUAUGA
Paramecium primaurelia is the source of this 1213-nucleotide messenger RNA. The record is from the annotation of a GenBank genome assembly. NCBI's taxonomy places the organism in Eukaryota, Ciliophora, Oligohymenophorea, Peniculida, Parameciidae.